This is a messenger RNA of Paracoccidioides lutzii Pb01, 2022 nucleotides long. Its product is annotated as integral peroxisomal membrane protein. The transcript has 3 exons. The record is from RefSeq and is a predicted model, not a curated record. Gene Ontology annotation, cellular component: peroxisomal membrane. Gene Ontology annotation, biological process: peroxisome organization. Bases 1 to 2022 code for a protein of 673 amino acids.
AUGACCCUGUCUGGGCAGGUGGAUAACGGGCUCCUGGUUACCCCUUGGGUAGAUUCCAUGUCCCCAACACCCUAUCCGCAGGACGAUGGCGCUCCGGCGGUCCUUGCGGCCGCCGAUGGGGCUCCACCCACAGUCGCUGCGUUCGCUCCCACUACUAUCUCAGGCUUGUCUCUGGCCUCGAGACAGCGUUCUACUAUAGUCGUCCAUAGGAAAUCCCCUCUCCUGGUGGCCACUCCACCCCCGGUCACACGUGCUUUGGCCUACUCUCACCCAUUCCUUCUCCCGCUCAAUAGACUGGCAGGGCUGCUUUCAUGGACGACUGGGGAUCCUUGGGAGAGUUUCCUUUUAGUUGCUUGUUUUUGUGCAACUGUUUUAUACGGAGAUGUUAUUCUUCUCUGGGCUGGACCUAUCCUGGUUGUACUGGGACUGAUAUUGGCUAUGUACUCGCGUCGAUAUUCUCCCUUAUCGUCAACUGGUCUUACCGGAGAAAAGCAUGGGAGUCAUGGGGUAGGAGACGGCGCCUCCCAGCACCUUAAGAGCUUAGAUGAAAUCGUAGAAACUCUGAGGACGUUCACCACGAGAUGCAAUAUCUUGCUUGAACCACUGCUGGAACUUACCGAUUUCCUUUCCACCCAGCGGACGGCCACCUCCGCAACGACCAGGCCAGCGUUAACGUCUUUAACGAUCCGUGUAGUCCUUAUGACUCCUGUAUGGAUCCUGCUGACUCUGCCCCCUUUCCGCCUCAUCACCCCUCGACGUGUUAUACUUUCAGUAGGCACGGUCAUAAUCACAUGGCACUCCAAACCAGCACGUAUAUCUCGUGUAAUACUCUGGCGUUCAUUGACCGUACGACGUAUUUGUUCUGUUGUUACAGGACUCCCCUUUUCCACAACCCCCUCUCCCAUUUCGAGAGAUUCAGACGCUACAUCAAAGUCAUCCAUUCUAUCGUUAAAUCUAUUCCGGCGCAAGUCCUCCAAUUAUGCAUCUGCCAUUUCGAUGAAACAACGACGAGCCAACUCGUCUGGUGUCCGUUUCACUUUCAUCCUCUAUGAAAACCAACGGCGCUGGUUGGGGGUUGGCUGGACGUACUCUCUCUUCGCAUACGAACGCGCUGCAUGGACAGAUGAACAUCUCAACCCUGCUCCGUCGAUUGACGACUUCGAGCUACCUGAAGUUGAAGGCGGAAAUGCGAAAUGGAAAUGGGUACCUGGGAGCGAAUGGCGAAUCGAUACCGUUCCAUCUGAUUUCUCCAGCAAACGGUCUUUCAAAUCGUCUCAAAAAGAUAAUGGAGGGAACUCAGACAAUGAUGAGGGUUGGAUAUAUUACGACAGUAAGUGGAGCGAUGGCCGUCGUGGCAAAGAUGGCUGGGGCCGCUACACAAGACGCCGGAAAUGGUGUCGGGAUGCCGAACUCGUCGAAAUAACUCCCAGCACGGAAAGCACUCCACCACCAUCAUCCACUGAAGAACAGGGAUCAUCAUCUUCCCUGCCACAGACGAACAACUCCAAGGGCGACGAUGAUAUUUCCGAUACGGAAGGGAGAACCUCCCCACCAUCUGACUCUCGCAAACCCCGCCAACGACGAUGGUUCGGCAGCAGCGAGCUGUCAAAAGCCCUAGCAUCGCCUCCCGGCUCCGCAUCUAGUUUACCUUUGUCAAAUGGCGACUCAUUAUCAACGGCACUUGCAACAGGCGCAGAUUCAGGUACGAUGGCGAAGCAGCCGUCGCCAAGCAUUCCAAACGUUCGUGCCACCUCUUACAGCAACUCUUUCCCACGCACAUACAGUUUUGACAAUGGGGGUAGCGGUAGCAGUAGAAACAGCUUGACCUCCCGUCGGCGCAGCAAAGCCAGCAGCGCCAUGGUUGAUACGGAUGGGGAGAGCUUAGGUAAGAGCAUGCGCGAUCAGGAAAUUGAGGAGGCCGAAAAUAUUGCAGAUCGGUUUGGUAGUCGGCCUGGUGGGGUGGCGGAGAGAGCGGAGAGGGGAUGGGGUCUGGGUGAUGAUGCCCAUAUGGGGUUAAGCUAA